CAGAGCAGAGGUGGAGAGGCUCCAAAGUCUGGCGGGACCCCUGAGCCCUUUGGGGCCUGGAAAACUUCACUGAGACUAGGGAGACCGGGUCUCUGAGGGAUGCGAAACUUCACCGAAGUCACAGGAACCGCACAGAGAGGGUGUGUUGACAUUCAGUGACAUGGCUGUGGACUUCUAACAGGAGGAGAGGGAAUUCCUAGAUCCUGCUCAGAGGGCUUUGCACAGAGACCUAAUGCUGGAGUAAUUUACAGCUGUCUUCUUUUUGUUGGUGAAGUGGAUUUUCAGCGAGCUGAAAGGAAAUUUCUGGAAAGAAUGAGAAGAUGUUUUAUGUAGUGCCCUAUUGGAAAGCCACAGAAGGAAGGUAGAGAUGACUUCUUUUCAGGAUCCAUUGACAUUCAAGGAUGUGUCCAUAGACUUCUCCCAGGAGGAGUGGGAAUGCCUAGACUCUGCUCAGAGGGCUUUGUACAGGGAGUUAAUGUUGGAGAACUAUAGCAAUCUGGUGUCUGUAGGUCUUGCUGUGUGUAAGCCUGUUCUGGUCUCCUGUCUGGAGCAAAGCAAAAAGCCCUGGAAUGUGAAGAGAGGGGAGACUGUAGCCAACCAGAACUCAACUCUUAGAAGACCUCAAAGGGUGUAUAACAUAGAGAAACCCUGCAAAUGUGAAGAAUAUGACAAGUCCAAUACCCAUGUCUCAAAUCUUAGAAAACAUAAGUAUAUUCAUACUGGAGAAAAACCCUACAGAUGUGAAGAAUGUGACAGGUCCUAUAUUUGGAUGUCAAGUUUCAAAUUACAUCAGCGAAGUCAUACUGGAGAGAAACCCUACAAAUGUGAAGAAUGUGGCAAGUCCUUUAGACAAAUGCCACAUCUGAAAGAACAUCAGCGAAUACAUACGGGAGAGAAACCCUACAAAUGUGAAGAAUGUGUUAAGUCCUUUAGUCAAAUGUCAAAUUUGAGAGCACAUCAGCGAAUACAUACGGGAGAGAAACCCUACAAAUGUGAAGAAUGUGUUAAGUCCUUUAGUCAAAUGUCAAAUUUGAGAGCACAUCAGCGAAUACAUACGGGAGAGAAGCCCUACAAAUGUGAAGAGUGUGACAGGUCCUUUGCUUGGAUGACAAGUUUCAAAUUACAUCAGAGAGAACAUAAUGGAGAGAAACCCUACAGAUGUGAAGAAUGUGGCAAAUCCUUUAGUAAAAUAUCAUAUCUGAGAGUACAUCAGCGAAUACAUACAGGAGAGAAACGCUACGAAUGUGAAGAAUGUGGCAAGUCCUUUAGUAAAAUGUCAACUCUUAGAGCACAUCAGCGAAUACAUACUGGAGAGAAACCCUACAGAUGUGAAGAAUGUGGCAAGUCCUUUAGACAUAUGUCAGAUCUUAAAGCACAUCAGCGAAUACAUACUGGUGAGAAACCCUACAGAUGUGAAGAAUGUGGCAAGUCCUUUAGAUAUGUGUCAACUCUCAGAUCACAUCAGCAAAUACAUACUGGAGAGAAACCCUACAGAUGUGAAGAAUGUGGCAAGUCCUUUAGUAAAAUGUCAACUCUUAGAGCACAUCAGCGAAUACAUACUGGAGAGAAACCCUACAAAUGUGAAGAAUGUGUUAAGUCCUUUAGUCAAAUGAUAUAUCUGAGAGUACAUCAGCGAACACAUACGGGAGAGAAGCCCUACAAAUGUGAAGAGUGUGGCAAGUCCUUUAGUCAAAUGUCAAGUCUUAGAGAACAUCAGCGAAUACAUACUGGAGAGAAACCUUACAGAUGUGGAGAAUGUGGCAAGUCCUUUAGACAUAUGUCAACUCAUAGAUCACAUCAGCGAAUACAUACUGGAGAGAACCACUUCAGAUGUGAACAAUGUGGCAAGUCCUUUAGAUAUGUGUCAACUCUCAGAUCACAUCAGCAAAUACAUACUGGAGAGAAACCCUACAGAUGUGAAGAAUGUGGCAAGUCCUUUAUGAUGAGCUGCACUUAUAAGAAACGUCAGAGAAUUCCUCUUGGAGAGAAUCCCUACAAAUGUGAGGAAUGUAGGAAGUCCUUUAAAAAUAUGUCUUAGAUUAGAGCACAUCAUGUAAUUCAUACUUGAGAGAAACCCUACAAAUGUGAAGUAUAUGAGAAGUCCUUUAGUCAGAUUUAAUGUAUCAUACUGAAAAGUAACCAUUCUGAUGAGAAGAAUGUGAAAAACUGAGAGCUCAACACAUAGAUGACAUGAGAGAAUUCAUACUAGAGAGAAACCCCACAAAUGAAAAGGGUUUGAGAGGUCCUGUACUUUUAUUUCAGCUCUUAGAGAACAUCAAAGAAUUGACAAUAAAUGCAGACACUGCACACAUAAAGAAUGUAGCAAUUCCUUUAAUAAUAUGUCAAAUGGUGGCAGUUAUCAAAACCUCAUACUGAAGAGAUAAUUUACAAUUGCCCAGAGUGUGGUACAUCCUUUACCCUUGGUUCAAUCCUUAGAAAGAAAAGCAGAAUCUGUGCUAGAGAGAUAUAUCUAAAAGUAUGGACAAUACUCAAAUGCUUAUAUUUAUAUGUUACAAAACUUCAUAGUGUACUGAAGGAAAAGUUAGAAUUGUGCACAAAAUUGCAAAAUUUCUAAUAAAAAUUUAUUUUUAAUUCAUAAGUAUGAGAAACUAGAAACAUAAUUACUGUGAAAAAGCCUUUACUUUCCCAUCCAAUGUUGUUGAAUAUUACAGAAUCUUUAUUGUAGAGAAAACCUACAGAUAAACAAAACAUGAAAGCCAGCAUUUACAAAUGGCACCUAUGUUAGGAAACAUCAGAGAUUUCUUAGUGAACAGGAACCUCACAACGAUUCAAAGAUUAAUACAUCAUUAUUUACUGUCAAAGAAUACACUGUGUGAAUAAAGCAGCAUGCUGGAUAGCUUUAGUGUCAUCUUGACACACCUGGAAUAGUGUGUCAAUUGGGGAAUUACCUCCAUUUGACUGGCUAGUGGCCAUAUCUGUGGGGUAAUUUUCUUAAUUGUUGAGUGAUGUGGGUGGAGCCAUUCCUGGGCAGGUGGUCCUGUAUUGUAUAAGAAAGCGGUGUGAGAUGGGCCCAGGGGAGGAAGCAAGUAAGCAACAUUCCUGCAUUUCUCCAUGGCCAGUGCUCUAGCCUCUGUCUCCAGGAUCCUGCCCUGAGUUCCCUGAUGAACCCUAGGAAAUGUAAGCCAAAUAAACUCUUUCCUCCCCACUUUGGUAUUGGCAAGAGUGUUUUGUCACAGCAGUGGAGAAACAAACUAGAACAAGAUCCUAAGUAUCAUUGAGUUGCCACAUGUUCUCUAAAUAUCUUGUGAAUAUGUGAAAAUUUUAAUGCAUAUAUGCAACUUGGAAAAUCCUAAAGUGUAUGAAGUCAUUGUAUCUUAAUUGCAUAUGAAAGGGGAAAAGAUUUAUGCAAAUAUCUUUUUUAAGG
Messenger RNA from Nannospalax galili (Upper Galilee mountains blind mole rat), 3385 nucleotides. Its product is annotated as zinc finger protein 420-like. NCBI's taxonomy places the organism in Eukaryota, Metazoa, Chordata, Mammalia, Rodentia, Spalacidae. Bases 368 to 2038 code for a protein of 556 amino acids. The record is from RefSeq and is a predicted model, not a curated record. Gene Ontology annotation, biological process: regulation of transcription by RNA polymerase II. Gene Ontology annotation, cellular component: nucleus. Gene Ontology annotation, molecular function: RNA polymerase II transcription regulatory region sequence-specific DNA binding; DNA-binding transcription factor activity, RNA polymerase II-specific. The transcript is spliced from 7 exons.